Molecule: messenger RNA, 1674 nt
Organism: Humulus lupulus (European hop)
Lineage: Eukaryota; Viridiplantae; Streptophyta; Magnoliopsida; Rosales; Cannabaceae
Exons: 5
Coding region: 1-1674 (557 amino acids)
Source: RefSeq, a predicted model, not a curated record
AUGGGGGCCUUUCAGGAGGAGAUGGCACAACUCCACGCUAGGCAGGAGGAGUUUGCUAAAGAGAUGGCCAGGCAAAGAGCUGUGUUAGAGCAGCAAAGGCGUGAUAUGGAGGCCAGGAGUGAGGAGCUUAAACAACAACAGGAGGAGGUCAAUCGGAAACAUCGUGAAGCAACGCUUACUUUGGAGGCAGCUACCCAAAAAGAUAAAGAAAACUUGCAAGAAUGUCCAACAUGUGGAACUUCACGUUGGAUGUCAGAUAAGCUGACUAAAAAGGUUCGACAUGGUGUCCCAGCAAAAGUUUUGAGGUACUUUCCUAUAAUCCCUAGGUUGAAACGGAUGUUCAUGUCUAAAAGAAUUUCAAAGGAAUUAAGAUGGCAUCACAACAAUAAAAGUUGCGAUGGAAAAAUGCGUCACCCAGUGGAUUCAGCAGCAUGGGAGCUAGUCAAUGAUAAAUGGCCAUCAUUUUCAAAUGAAGAGAGAAAUAUUAGACUUGGCCUUUCCACAGAUGGAUUUAACCCAUUUAAGUGGCUAAAACAUAGUGGGAAGUUUUCAUAUCGAGGUCAUCGGAAAUUUCUUAAAGAAGACCAUCCAUUUCGGAGUAAAAGAAGUUGGUUUGAUGGAGAAGUUGAGCAUGGAAAUCCCCCAAGAAUCAUGAAUGGGACUACAAUUGCUGAACACCUUAAAGAUUUUGUGAAUGCUUGGGGAAAAUCCACUUCAAAGAAAAGGAAACAAAAUGAUUCAAAAGAAAUGUGGAAAAAACGAUCCAUAUUUUUUCAGUUACCUUAUUGGAAGAAAAAUGUUUGUGAAAGCAUCUGUAAUACAUUGCUAGAUGUUGCUGGAAAAAGUAAAGAUGGACUAAAAGCUUGCUUGGAUUUGCAACAUAUGGGUAUUAGGAGUGCAUUACACCCACAAGAGAAGGGGACUAGAACCUACCUUCCUGCAGCUUUACACACACUAUCAAAGCUUGAGAAAGAAUUAUUUUGUAAAAGGUUGUUCUCAUUGAAAGUACCUGAUGGAUAUAGUUCAAAUAUUCGAAAUUGUGUUUCAAUGGAACAAUGCAAGCUCAUGGGCCUUAAGUCACACGAUUGCCACAUUUUGAUGCAACAAUUACUACCGGUGGCUAUAAAAGGAUUGAUGCCAUUGGGUCCAAGAGAUGCUAUAAUAAGAUUAUGCACGUUCUUUAACCGAAUAUGUCAACGUGUUCUUGAUAGAGAAAGCAUAAUGACAUUAGAAAAUGAUGUUAUUGAAACUUUAUGCUUACUAGAGAGAUUCUUUCCACCAUCUUUUUUUGAUGUCAUGAUUCACUUAGUGGUUCAUAUCGGACGAGAAGCACGACUAUUUUAUGUGAACAUUCUAUUAAUGAUGAGCAAUUGUGUGAUUAAUAGACGCAUGAAGAUAUUGAAAGAUUAUGUCAGAAAUCGAGCAAGGCCUGAAGGUUGUAUUGCAGAGUGUUAUCUUGCAGAUGAGUGUGUGAGCUUUUGUAAUGAAUUCACUGACCAUUCAAUUGAACUAAACACAAAAGAAGGUCGAAAUGAAGAGUGGUCAAAUGAUGUGAUACUUGAAGGUCGUCCAAUUUCUAGGAGGAAAGAAAUUAUAUUGACAGAUGAGUUGUUAGAAAUUGCACAUCGAUACAUUAUGUUAAAUACAUCUGUUGUGGAGCCUUUUCUAGAGUAA